Podospora bellae-mahoneyi is the source of this 2162-nucleotide messenger RNA. RefSeq lists its product as uncharacterized. NCBI's taxonomy places the organism in Eukaryota, Fungi, Ascomycota, Sordariomycetes, Sordariales, Podosporaceae. The record is from RefSeq and is a predicted model, not a curated record. The transcript has 3 exons. The coding region runs from base 151 to 1800 and encodes 549 amino acids. Gene Ontology annotation, molecular function: oxidoreductase activity.
CAAUAUCAUAUGCAUGUGGCAGAAAACAGCAAGGUCUUUUAAUACGUCUCGUUACCCCACUCCUUGGAAUCUUUCUUCGCCUUCUCUUCCCAUGCUUGCAGCAUUCUCUUCUGUUCCCACCCUUGUUCACCCCAAGGUUGUAACUGCCCCAUGACCGACGCUCCCCGUCAGUCUUCCUCUUCAUCGUCCACGUUCUUUGGUCGUCCCUCUUUUGUUCAGCCGUUUCAGGCACUCUACUUCCUCAUGAUUCAACGAGGGAACCCCCAUCCGCGUAAGAAGGUGGCCGUGGUGGGCAGUGGUGUAGCGGGCAUCGGUGCGCUGUGGGCGUUGAACCGGAGCCCUCAUGAUGUGUACAUCUUCGAGGCCGCUGACCGCCUGGGCGGUCAUGCUAACACGGUGGAGUUCACGAGGGGAAAGUACAAGACUUUGGUCGAUGCUGGGUUUAUGGUCAUGAAUGAAGCUACAUACCCGAACUUUUUGAACUUUCUUAGGAGGAUGAAGGUGGAAACCGCGCCCACUGAGAUGUCCUUCUCGGUGUCCCGAGACCAAGGGCGCUUCGAGUGGGCCAGCCUGAACAGAGAUGCGUUCUUCUGCCAGCGAAGCAAUUACUUCUCACCUAGAAUGUGGAGAUUGGUCUUUGACAUUUGGCGCUUCGACAAGUUUGCGCUGGACGUCUUGCGCGCCGAGAAGCCAACUGAGGAGACCAUUGGGGAGUACCUCGAGAGGGAGGGCUACUCAACCAAGUUUAAGGAUGACUAUCUCACCCCCAUCACGGCGAGUCUCUGGAACACCAGCCCGGAGAAAUGCGUACUUGACUUCCCCGUCGCCACACUCAUUCGCUUCAUGUGGAACCACCACUUCCUCGCCUCAACCUCCAAGAACCCACAAUGGCUCACCCUCAACAGCGGUUCAAAGUCCUACAUCGACGCCGUCAUGAAGGGCUUCCCAUCCAACCACGUCCGCCUCAACAGCAAGGUCAUCUCCAUCACUCCUGAGCGGGACGGCAGGUUGAGACUUCACACCCUCCACCCAACCGGCGGCAAGUCGGAGGUAUUCGACCAUGUCAUCCUCGCCACCCACGGCGACCAAGCCCUCUCCAUCAUCCGGGACUCGGCAACCGAAGCAGAGGACUCCAUUCUGCGAUCCUUCCAGACCUCCACGAACGAGGUCUUUUUGCAUUCUGACCUCUCUCUUAUGCCAGAGCGGUACGAAGCCUGGACAUCAUUCAACUACCUUUCCCGGUCCUCCCCCAUGACCGGCUCGGGCCACAUUGACCAGGUCUGCCUCACAUACAACAUGAACAUCCUCCAGGAAAUCCCCCGCGCGGCCUUUGGGGACGUCCUCGUCACCCUCAACCCGCUGCACAAGCCCGACCCGAAGACCAUCCAAGGGAGGUACACAUACCGGCACACAAUCUUCAACAAGUCCGUCCUCGCGGCCCAGGAACGCCUCCCCGAGAUCCAAAACACGCGCGGGAUUUCUUAUGCGGGAGCCUGGACGAGACAAGGCACCCACGAAGAUGGCUUCAGCUCCGGCCUCCGCGUGGCCGUCGAGCACCUCGGCGCGAACAUCCCCUUUGAGUUUGAGGAGUCCACCCUCGCCAGGGGGGAAAGGCCGUGGUACUCGCUCUGGGACUACGUCAUCCGGUUCCUCAUCUGGCUCGUCCAGGUCCUUUUCCUUGCCGUCAUUGACAAGAUUGCUGGUGGCCUCACCACGACCCGUCGUAGGUUGGUGUCGAGGGUGGGAGCCAAGGGCACUGCUCUGAACGGACGGGUGAAGGUUCACGAAAAGGACUUGUGACUAGAAGGUCGGAGGGAAAAGAUACGGGAGCAGUGGGUUUUGGUUGAGAAGGAGAGGGCGAUGGUUGCGGCGAAGAAGGAGGGACGACAGUAAUUUUUUUUUUGUUUUGAUUUUGUUACUAUAACGGAACGAACGAACUUGAUGACGACUUUUACGAAAAGAAAGAUGAACUUCAUACAACACCCCACGAAAAUCAUAAGGGAAGGGGGGGGGGGCCAUGACACACAUACAUACAACAUUUUGGAAUUUUUUUGGGCGUUUUUUUUAUACAUCAAGGGAAAGAUUGGAUACCACUAUUACCACUACAUGAACAAGAGGGGGGGAUAUUUAAAGAUUGUAUAUUUUAGGAAGGGAGGGUUGGG